Phytophthora sojae is the source of this 350-nucleotide messenger RNA. RefSeq lists its product as hypothetical. NCBI's taxonomy places the organism in Eukaryota, Oomycota, Peronosporomycetes, Peronosporales, Peronosporaceae. The record is from RefSeq and is a predicted model, not a curated record. The transcript has 2 exons. Bases 44 to 298 code for a protein of 84 amino acids.
CAGCGCGCAAGUCUCACAGCAACCACAGCAGAGCACAGCAGCAAUGGGCGGCGGCAACGGCCAGAAGUCGGCGGCUAAGCGCGACCGCAACAACGCCAAGAAGAUGAAGGAGGCGAAGCACAAGAACCACGCCGAGUCCAAGGCCAAGAUGGAGGCGGACCGCACCGGGCUCAAGUGCAAGAUCUGCAUGACCACGUUCCUCAUCACGGCCAGCAAGACGCAGCUGAACGACCACUUUGAGAGCAAGCACGCGGCCAAGGGCUUCACCCUUGAGCAGUGCUUCCCCGGCCACGCCUAACUGUCAAGCAACGCCAAGUGGGGGCAAUAGACAAAAGUGCGUGUAUGUGUGU